Messenger RNA from Propithecus coquereli (Coquerel's sifaka), 1878 nucleotides. RefSeq names its product IL2-inducible T-cell kinase (gene ITK). The record is from RefSeq and is a predicted model, not a curated record. Gene Ontology annotation, molecular function: ATP binding; protein binding; non-membrane spanning protein tyrosine kinase activity. The transcript has 16 exons. Gene Ontology annotation, biological process: peptidyl-tyrosine autophosphorylation; B cell receptor signaling pathway; adaptive immune response. NCBI's taxonomy places the organism in Eukaryota, Metazoa, Chordata, Mammalia, Primates, Indriidae. Bases 1 to 1797 code for a protein of 598 amino acids.
AUGAACAACUUUAUCCUCCUUGAAGAACAGCUAAUCAAGAAAUCCCAACAAAAGAGAAGAACGUCUCCCUCGAACUUCAAAGUCCGCUUCUUUGUUCUAACCAAAGCCAGCCUGGCAUACUUCGAGGAUCGUCCUGGGAAAAAGCGCAAUUUGAAGGGCUCCAUUGAACUCUCCCGAAUCAAAUGUGUCGAGAUUGUGAAAAGUGACAUUAGCAUCCCGUGCCACUAUAAAUACCCGUUUCAGGUUGUGCAUGACAACUACCUCCUGUAUGUGUUUGCUCCAGACCGCGAGAGCCGGCAGCGCUGGGUGCUGGCCCUUAAAGAAGAAACGAGGAAUAAUAACAGUUUGGUGUCCAAGUACCAUCCUAAUUUCUGGAUGGAUGGGAGGUGGAGGUGCUGUUCUCAGCUGGAGAAGCUUGCAACAGGCUGUGCCCAGUAUGAUCCAACCAAGAAUGCUUCAAAGAAGCCUCUUCCUCCUACACCUGAAGACAACAGGCGGUCACUUCCAGAACCUGAAGAAACCGUGGUCAUCGCCUUGUAUGACUACCAGACCAACGAUCCCCAGGAACUCGCGCUGCGAUGCAAUGAAGAGUACUGCCUGCUGGACAGUUCUGAGAUCCACUGGUGGAGAGUUCAAGACAGGAAUGGGUGGUACAAUGAGAGUAUCAGCCGAGACAAAGCUGAAAAACUUCUUUUGGACACAGGCAAAGAAGGAGCCUUCAUGGUGCGAGAUUCCAGGACUCCGGGAACAUACACCGUGUCUGUUUUCACCAAGGCUAUCGUAAGUGAGAACAAUCCCUGCAUAAAGCAUUAUCACAUCAAAGAAACAAAUGACAACCCUAAGCGAUACUAUGUGGCUGAAAAGUAUGUGUUUGAUUCCAUCCCUCUUCUCAUCAAUUAUCAUCAACAUAAUGGAGGAGGCCUGGUCACUCGGCUCCGGUAUCCAGUUUGUUCCUGGAGGCAGACAGCCCCCAUCAAGGCAGGGCUGAGAUAUGGGAAAUGGGUGAUCGAUCCUUCGGAACUCACUUUCGUGCAGGAGAUUGGCAGCGGGCAGUUUGGGUUGGUGCAUCUUGGCUACUGGCUCAACAAGGACAAGGUGGCCAUCAAAACCAUUCAGGAAGGGGCCAUGUCAGAAGAGGACUUCAUAGAGGAGGCUGAAGUCAUGAUGAAACUCUCUCAUCCCAAACUGGUCCAGCUGUAUGGGGUGUGUCUGGAGCAAGCCCCUAUCUGCCUGGUGUUUGAGUUCAUGGAGCACGGCUGCCUGUCGGAUUACCUGCGCAGCCAGCGGGGACUCUUUGCUGCGGAGACCCUGCUGGGCAUGUGUCUGGACGUGUGUGAGGGCAUGGCCUACCUGGAAGAGGCGUGUGUCAUCCACAGAGACUUGGCUGCCCGAAAUUGUUUGGUGGGAGAAAACCAAGUCAUCAAGGUGUCAGACUUUGGGAUGACAAGGUUCGUUCUUGAUGAUCAAUACACCAGUUCCACAGGCACCAAAUUCCCAGUGAAGUGGGCGUCCCCAGAAGUUUUCUCUUUCAGUCGCUACAGCAGCAAGUCGGACGUGUGGUCAUUUGGCGUGCUGAUGUGGGAGGUCUUCAGCGAAGGCAAAAUCCCGUAUGAAAACCGAAGCAACUCAGAGGUGGUGGAAGACAUCAGUACUGGAUUUCGGUUAUACAAGCCUCGACUGGCCUCCUCGCAUAUCUACCAGGUCAUGAAUCAUUGCUGGAAAGAGAGACCAGAAGACCGGCCAGCCUUCUCCAGACUGUUGGGUCAACUGGCUGAAAUCGCAGAAUCAGGACUUUAGCAGAGACUCGGCGCCAGGCCACGGGCUGCAGAUCCUGAAUGAAGGAAGGAUGUCCUCCUUGCACAGAGCAUUAGAAGCUGC